AUGGUUAUUGACAACAUUUAUGGAUAUAACACCGCUGGUCGCGCUGGGCCCUCUGGCACAAGCGUGGUAUUUCCUCUGGAUCUAGAUCAAGUGUCGACGAUCAUCCCCGAGGAACCAAUUACACGGCAACUCACCUUGAGUGAUCUGGGUACCGACUGUCCCCAAACAGAAGCUGAAUCGGUGAUCGCAACCGCAGCACCUAAUGGCCGAUGUGAUCCCAUUCUUGCAGCCCCUAAGCCUGUCAAAUCUUGGGCCUCACCUUGCAACGCAUGUGGAAAUUUCGGGCUCUUCGAUCCUCCAUACGCGGUAGCUCCACUGACUGGAGGUCUUGUGCCUGAAACAAUAACCACCUCGAUGACACAGCCUGAGAUCACAACGACCACAAGCACGUCUUCACAUGUAGACGAGACAAAAGCGCCUACAGAUGAGACAACGACGUCUACGGAUGAUACAACGACGUUCAUAUUGGAGACUUCCCAAGCCACUUCCGAAGUGACUUCCUCUUCGGACGCUCCUUCGUCAUCCUCUGACAUCUCUUUCUCUUCUUCCGAGACCCCAUCUCCAACGACAACGGCUGAGACUGUCGCCACUUUCCUCGCGACAGACACGGUCUCAUCUGACACAAUGUCUAGCACAAUUCCUUCUAGCCUGUCGACCGCGAGUGAGCUCAUUCAUUCGUCUUCUUCUAGCCCAAGCGCAAGCAUGAGCACACCAGCAACUGCUGCGGGCACAAACAAGAUGAUCGGCGGGCUUGCAUGGUGGAUGUCAUGUUUUGCUGCAUCCGUGCUUCUGCUUUGA
Molecule: messenger RNA, 798 nt
Organism: Penicillium brevicompactum
Lineage: Eukaryota; Fungi; Ascomycota; Eurotiomycetes; Eurotiales; Aspergillaceae
Exons: 1
Coding region: 1-798 (265 amino acids)
Source: RefSeq, a predicted model, not a curated record